Molecule: messenger RNA, 549 nt
Organism: Drosophila suzukii
Lineage: Eukaryota; Metazoa; Arthropoda; Insecta; Diptera; Drosophilidae
Source: RefSeq, a predicted model, not a curated record
CAUCAAGAACUUUAAGUUUUGUGCAACUCUAACAUGGUCAAGCAAGUUCUCUUUAUUUUGGCCUUCUUCGGCUUCGUUUUCGGUCUUCAAGCGCUGCUAUGUCCAUCUAAAUUUACGCCGGUGGGCGACAAGUGUCUUUACCUUUCCAGAACUAAGGUCAACUGGUACGUGGCCGCUCGUCAAUGUCGGAAACUUGGCGGCAGUCUCUUGAUGUUCGAUAACGAAAUCGAAGCGAUCAUCACCACCGCCUACCUUUUGAAUGAGGGAGUGUCCUUUAAUGAUAGUUGGAGAUCCUCCGUUUGGAUGGGACUGGAUUCCCUAGGACAAUACCCCAGUUUUGUCUUGUCCAAAACUGGCGAUCCGAUUUCCUACCCCUAUUGGGGGAAAGAUCAACCAAGUUCGAAUACCAAUGAACUGUGCGGAGCUUAUGCCAACUAUAAAUCAUGGGGCUACUUCAACAAUGCCUGCACCUACUUGGCUUUGUUUGUUUGUGAAACUCGAGUAUACUACCUAUAAUUUCUUAUUUAUUAUGGCUUCGAAAUAGGCACU